AGCUGCUCUCUCACCUGAUUUCGCAUUGGUUCGAAUCCCGGUGCCGUCUGUGCUGUCUGGGGUUUUUCCUGGGCUUUCCUCAGAUGCUUUCAGACAUAUGUGGGCACAGUUCCCUUAGAAGUCGGCCCAGGACGCACAUUCCCCCAGGGCGUCAGUCGUGACGUUGCCCACCUAUGUGAGGCCGACAACUGGGAGCCCUUCCACCACCACCACCACCACCUGAUAUGUAUACGUCUACUUCUCGGGAGCUUUCGGAACAGCACUGUCUUUCCCAAGAAAACGAGCUCUUGUUGACAGAACAUAACCAAAAGUCACGAGAUGACCAUCAUCAUCACGCAGCCGUUGACCGAAAAGAAGCUGGCAAAGUCCCCACAGGCCAAGACCUUGGUGCAGCAUGAAGCUGGGGCAGAGAGGGAUGUGGAAGGGAGUCCAGUGAUAGUGACCAUGCAUGCUCGACGUGUGAGCACCACGACUACCCUAUGUGUUUUCAUCACCGCCCUCCUGGUUCUGUCCACCGGCAUUGUUGGCGGCGUCAACCUGGAUCCCCAAUUUACUCAUUAUAAGCUGAGGCCCUUCAAGGGCUGGCCUAGUGUUCCAUAUGUAUCUGAUUAUGAACAUCCCAGUCGCACCCACACUCCAGACUUCCAGCGAUCUAACAGUGCUGGAAGCCGUCCUGAAAGCAGCAGCAUGAUGGACGACUCAGUUAGGGAUAGCUUCUUCAAGGAGCACUUUGACAUUGACCUUUGACCUUGUAAAUGGCAAAUAAACUUCAAGAAAAGGA
Messenger RNA from Ornithodoros turicata, 781 nucleotides. RefSeq lists its product as uncharacterized. The record is from RefSeq and is a predicted model, not a curated record. Lineage: Eukaryota; Metazoa; Arthropoda; Arachnida; Ixodida; Argasidae. The transcript has 4 exons. The coding region runs from base 319 to 747 and encodes 142 amino acids.